GGCAAGCUUCAAAAAAGUGAGGUUAUUAUUAAGAAAUUUUAAGAAAGAACAUAAACAUUACAAAUACAAAAUCAAAAUGAUAUCUCACAAGUCAAUCUUAAAACGAGCUUUGCCAAUGUUAAUGCAAUGUGCAGAAGCACACAGAAAACCACGAUGGCUACCGGUUGCAAAAAGCAAAAUAUUUCGUAUACCAAAACGUCCAGUUAUCACUGAAGAAGAACGAAUAGAACUUUUGAGGAUAAACAACAAUUAUAAGACACAAAUGCGCGCAAUAAAGCGUUUUUAUCAUGAGGAAAUGAUUAGGGAAAAGUCUACUCUUGAGAGUGCAAGUUCUGAAAUGUCUCAACGACUUGAGGCUGAGGAAUGGGAGCGCUGUGUAAAGAUUAAUGAUACAUGGAACGCGCAGAUUGCUGCAGAAAGAGAAGAAAGAAGGAAAAAGGAAUUACAAGAAAUGGAGGAGUUUGCUUUAGCCAGGAUGGAGGCUAAAGACAAAGAGUUGAGAAAUAGGAUUGCAAAGGCGUCAGAAGAAAUAAAAGAGCAAAAGAAACUUAGCAACACAUUUAUAACACCUGAGAACCUAGAGGAGGCAAUUGAUCAGGCAUUGGCCAAUCCUAUUGACUACAACUUUGCAAUCGACCUACAAGGACAACAAUACCUUGGUAGAGAUACACCAAUACCUACCAAAGAACAGAAAAAAGCUGCAGCCAACAAUUGAAUUGUCCAACUUCUACAAUAGUUAAGUCUUAGCAAUAUAUGUUAACAAAAAUUAUUUUGUUUUGCAUAUUUCAC
Molecule: messenger RNA, 789 nt
Organism: Papilio machaon (common yellow swallowtail)
Lineage: Eukaryota; Metazoa; Arthropoda; Insecta; Lepidoptera; Papilionidae
Gene: mRpS26
Product: probable 28S ribosomal protein S26, mitochondrial
Exons: 2
Coding region: 77-715 (212 amino acids)
Cellular component (GO): mitochondrial small ribosomal subunit
Source: RefSeq, a predicted model, not a curated record